CAACCAACGGCUCUUUGCACACUCAACAGCCAUCUCGCUCACACUUGUAUUGCGCAAAUGAACAUAACAAAGGUUUGCAAAAAAUUUAUAAUAACAGAGUUGGGCUGUUUGCACGAAUGAGCUGCGCGCCAGCGAAUAGUGAGCAAAGCAAAGUGGAUAAGAGAAGCAACAACAAAAGAGCAAUCGAGGCAAAAAGUUGACAGCUUUGUGGAAAAGAAGCGGCGUCAGUAGAAUAUAUUGCUGUGUGCGAGAAAUUAGUGUGUUGCGCUAAAGUUGUUAAUAAAUUCGACAUAAAAACAUAUAUAAAAUUUGCAAAAAUAUAUAAAAUUUAUAUUUAAUGAUAAUAUAAGCGCUAAGGAGUAAGUUAGAGUAGUGGAACCGUAAGUGAGUGUGUUAAAUAAACGCUAACAUGAUGAUCAACACACUGCUAGAGCAUGUACCCAUAAAACUGGAAGCGCCGGAUAAUGGCGACGAGGGAGACGCAGAAAACAAUAGCAAACAGAAAAACAAAAUUGUGAAAAUGAAUGGUAAGAAUGUAGUCGUGGAUGAAGAUGUUAGCGGUGAAGAUGAUGAAGAGGACGACGAAGACACUGACGAGGAUGAUUCUGAAACGGAUCUACUGGAGGAGGAUGAUGAUGCGACAUUAGUACCGAUUAGCAGCGAUGAAGAAGCAGAGCUGGAAGCCCAACGUAUACGAUUCCAUGAAAUAAUAGGGAAAAACUUGCAUUUACCAACUGUUUCCAAAAACGAUGCACUUAAAGGUGGUAAAAAGACAAAAUCUGCGAAGAAACUACGUGGUCGCAGUGUUUCGAGUUGUGCUAGUGUCAGCAGUAAAACUUCCGUAGCUUCUUGCUCAUCUGCCUCAUCAGCUGCAAACAGCAAACGUUCGAAGCAGAGUGAUGUACCAAAGCAAAAACAAAAGUCAGAUUCUAAGGUUAAAAAGACAGUUGCACGGAGAAAUGUGGAAAAAGGUACCAGUACUGAAUCAGAAGCCGAGCAUGAUGAUAUUGCUGCAACAUAUAAACGUCCACUUCGUAGUCGUGUUCCCUCCACUUGCUCUGUAGCAUCAUCGCUAGUCACGCCUUCAUGUCAAACGGAAUCUUGUGGAAAUAUUUAUGUGUACGAGGAGCAGCAAAAACUUAUAUUUAAUUGUAGCUUUUGCGACUUACGUUAUGGCGAUAUGUCGUCGUUCGCAAAACAUUUACAUGAUGCACAUAAACUGUUUCAGGAGGAUGAAGAUGUGACCACCACAAAAGUAGCGCGUAAAAGUCCACGCACACUAACGAAGCAACAGGCUGAAAAUAAAGCGCAGGCGCAGGAUAACAAACUGAAGGUGGUAAUUAAGACGGAGAUAGACCCAUACCCUGAAGAAAUUGGUGAUGAUAGCUCAAGUGCACACUCAAUGUCACCAAUUCCUGGUGAUGCAACACUGGAGUCAUGUGGAAAUGUAUUUAUUUUAAAUGGCAAAAAGCUUUUCUUAAUUUGUGGACACUGUGAGUGCAAAUAUGCCACAUUGGAUUUAUUCCAUAAACAUUUGAGGCAACAACAUCAAUUAUUCUCCGGACCGGUAAAGGAAAUAGAUGUAUUACCCAAGUGUGAAAUUAAGCUUGAGCCGUGCGAUGAAGUAGGGCAGCUAACGAAAAUGAAUGCAGCAGCUAUGGCAAUUGAUAAACAGCGAAAAGCUAGCAUCGAAGCAAUGUCAGCUUCGCCUGUGAUGGUAGUGUUGCCAGUGUCACAAAAUGUGGACAACAAUGACAUCUUGCCAGCAACUGUUGCAGUGCAAGCGCCAGAAACGCCACCCCCUGAAGAAGACAAGACAGUGGAAGCGACAACAAUAAAUACGUCCAACAAACACGAAGCAUUGUCUGAGAAAACAGUUAUGAGUGAAGCAGUCUGCGAAGUAGCAAAUGAAGAGGUGGAUGAUAAUGAAAUACCGCCAAGGGUUGAGGAGCAUGCGCAGUUGGAAACGACGCAACAGGUGCCUGCUACAGUAAAGUUUGUAAGUGAAAAAGCACACAAUUCUCUUGGAGAAACUAUUGAAGAUGUCGAACACACAAACAAUGCGGAAGAACAGAAACCUGCAGCAAAACGCAAAAGAAAGCGCCGAUCGGUUUUUUCGAAACGUUCGCCGCCAAAGAAACGAGCUGCAACAACAAAAGCUGCAAAUGCACAACAAACUGAAAAUAAUGACGAAAGCAACACUGAUGGCGCAAUUGCAUUCCCUCCAGCCACUAUAUCUGUUGCAGAACCCGCUAAAAUGGUUAAUGACGUCCACUUGGCCCCCAUUGCCGAAGAAACACCGAUGGAAACAGAUUUCACCGAAACGGAUGUCAAAACUUUGACUAAUUUAGUGCAAGAUGUUGUUUCAGAUAUAGCUGCCCCUAUAAACGCUAAUGAAAUUAAAAAACAAAAAGCUAAAGAAAAGAAAGAAAGCGCAGAAAAAAUAAAAAUCCACGCAAAGCCGACUGCCAAGCGAACUCGCAAAAAUAAAAAUCUUACCGUUGAAAACGAAGAAUCAGUUUUACCGUCUAAAAGUGCUACCGCCUCCAAAUCUUCGUCGCCUGAAUUCUCAGGCAAAUCUUCGCCUGAACUCGAUUUGGCAUUGGAUGCAACAUUGGCGGCCAGUAAACCAGUCGCACAUCCCAUGCGCACAACAUGCUACUCCGAAACUCAUAAGCUACGCUACGCUUGUAAUCAGUGUCCAAAAUCGUUCAGUAAGUCACCACGUCUGGCCGAACACAAGCGUUUACACACAGGCGAGAAGCCGUUCAGUUGCGAAGAAUGUGGCAAAACUUUCCGCAUUAAAAGACGUCUAAGUGAGCAUAAAAUGCGUCAUCUCAAAGUGAAGGCAUAUAAGUGUGAAACCUGUGGCAUGCCGGUGGCUACCAAACAAGACCUCAGACUACAUCAACGCCAUCACACCAAUGAUAGGCGUUAUAAUUGCCCUGACUGUUCGAAAGCCUUUGUGCGCAGCUCCGAUUUGAAAAUACAUAGACGUGUGCACACGGGUGAGAAGCCGUUCGUUUGUGAAAUUUGCCAGAAAACAUUUCGGGCCAACCAGAAUCUCCUUGUGCAUCGGCGUUCACACAUGGGCGAGAAGAAUUAUAAAUGCGAUUAUUGCGACAAACGCUUUAUGCGUAAUAUCGACCGCAAGGUGCACCAUCGCACGCAUACAGGUGAAAGACCAUUUAAAUGCGAAAUUUGUGGACGGUGUUACUCUUCGCGUGCUCAUGUGCGCGCACACAUACAACGUGAACAUGUCGAAAAUGGUGGUGACACAAAACCCGAACGCAAGAAAGCCGAACGUAAGACAAAAGUAACUGCAACGGACGAAAUUGUGAAGGAACAACAGUUAAUUGAUGAAAUACAAGAACAAAUAUUGCAGUGUUUAAAAACCGACGAUUUAGAUGAUGAGGAGUUGCCAGCCACAGCAACAGCAACAACGACUAUUGUGAAAGCUGCUGAAAUAAAAAAGCAGAAACGGCGAAAAUCAACACCCCGAACAUCGCCGGCACUAAAGAACGGCGUUGACAACGAUAUGCCCGCGCAUACACCCCAUCAGGCACAAACGAUGGGCGUGCAACAGGUAUCCGUAAUGGUGUCAAUGCAAGUGCAGGACAAUGAACCGAUGCCUGAGAAAGAGAACGCCUCGACGCUGGUGGGUGGGGUCUCAGCACCACUAAGCAAGAGCACAAAGAGUGAGCGUAAAAUAUCGAGUUAUUUCACUGUGUUGGGACAAAAAACAGAAAUCUAAAGACUUGCACAUUUCAAAUGGAACUAAAAAAACGCAGAAUAUUAUUUUACACUUUUUAUAGUGGUUAAUUAGGCGUAAGCGAUACACAUACACACAAUUAUCUAAGACAACAUUAGAUAUAUAGAAUUCUCCAAUAAUAUAUUUAUACAUAAAAUAGGUUAUAGUAUAUCAUAUAUCAUAUAAAAGGCGGCACUGUCUUCAAACACAUGUGUGUAGUUAUGUUGGAAACACGAAACAAUACAACUGAAAGACCUCGCCUAAACUGUUGACAAGAAAUUUGAACUGUUGAAACUGUUAAAAUUACUGUUGAGCAUAUACAUAAAAUUUUCAAAAUUUAACUACUACUUAGUGUGUUUCCUAAUUGGCCGCUUUGCGAUUUUCAUAAUUUAUUACAAACACACAUUUUUGCUGAUAUUAUUUGAUUUAACACAAAACAAUUUGUUGCAGUGCCAACGUUAUUCCACGAACAAAUCCAUAAACGCAUACAAUAAUUUAUUCAAUUUACUUCAACUUCUUAUGUUGCAACUCACUUCUUUUAAGUUACUUAAAGCGUAAAAGUCAACUUGAAGAGUGCUACACUGCACACACUUACGAUGCAUACCAUUUAUAUUAUACUCAUUAAACUAAAAUGAUAUUCCUAAGUUUGGUUUAAUUUUAGCGCUUAAUUUAUACACUCAAGCGGCGGCUUUAGCGGCUGGCGCAGUUUAAUUAUAACGCAUACAUACAUACAUAGUUUUAAUUAUUAUUAUUAUUUUUUUUUUUUAAGAGAGAGCGCAUACAAUUAAACGCUGAAUUUAUGGAUUUAUUUGCUUACAAAUUAUAUAUUUAAUAAUUUCAAUGCAUUCUUUGUAGACUUAAAUUAAGUUGGUCGCAGUUAAACUUAAAAGACAAAACGAAUGCACUACACAAGCGCUCUACGGUUCGAUGUGAGUUUCGGCAGAAAUUGAUUGCCUCAGAUUUCGAAAUUGGUUGGUAUAUAUAUAUGUGUGUGUAUGUCCUAUGCAUUGUAUAUAUUGAUGUAUAUGCUUUUGUUGUUGCUAGUUUGCAAAUGUCCGUUUCCUCGUUGACAGCUGCAGAGGCAAAAAAGGUGUUUGAUUGUGGCUGAGGCGCUACCUCACUCACUCACUCCCUGACGCAGCUGUUUGUAAGGAAAUGCUCACUUCAACCCCAACAAAUUCACACACUCAUAUGUAUACUCACUGUAUUUUUGCCGUGCCGUGUUCGGUAACUAAUUGCUGUGUGUGUGUGUAAACAAUUAAGUUUUGAUUUAAUUACAUUUACACAUUACUUUUUCAAUGCUUAAUACGCGUUUAGUUUGUAGUUAUCAUUAAUUUAAAAUUUAAUAAACUCGUAUGAUUUGUAA
Zeugodacus cucurbitae (melon fly) is the source of this 5117-nucleotide messenger RNA. RefSeq lists its product as uncharacterized. Gene Ontology annotation, molecular function: DNA-binding transcription factor activity; RNA polymerase II cis-regulatory region sequence-specific DNA binding. The transcript has 3 exons. Lineage: Eukaryota; Metazoa; Arthropoda; Insecta; Diptera; Tephritidae. The record is from RefSeq and is a predicted model, not a curated record. Bases 410 to 3754 code for a protein of 1114 amino acids. Gene Ontology annotation, biological process: regulation of transcription by RNA polymerase II.